Messenger RNA from Populus trichocarpa (black cottonwood), 2155 nucleotides. RefSeq lists its product as uncharacterized. The record is from RefSeq and is a predicted model, not a curated record. Gene Ontology annotation, molecular function: ubiquitin protein ligase activity. Gene Ontology annotation, biological process: positive regulation of ERAD pathway. The coding region runs from base 308 to 1786 and encodes 492 amino acids. The transcript is spliced from 9 exons. NCBI's taxonomy places the organism in Eukaryota, Viridiplantae, Streptophyta, Magnoliopsida, Malpighiales, Salicaceae.
UCAUCACUAGAUAUAGAUGUAGAGAGAGAAACAAGAAACACAGAAAUAAAAUACCCACCUUUUUAAUUUUUUUGCUCCAAUUGUCAGAAUUUCUUGAUCGGAACAUAAUCAAGAAGAGGAAGAAAGCUUCGAUCGAUUCUUCCUUCCCUCCUUCAAUGGCGAUAACUCAGUAGUCAAAUUCCGACGCUUUCUUAGGGUUUGUCGAAUGCCACCUCAAAUUUCAUCCAUUCCAUAUUUCUAACCCCCUUUCUCUCUUCCUCGACGGAGUUUCGCUUUCGCAGGGUGAUAAUAAUAUGAAAUAUAUGUGAUGGUUAGGGUUAGGGCAUCAUCUGCUGCUCAUACGGUGAUGGAAGGUUCAGGGAGUAUCUCUGAUCCGCACAGAGGUGGAGGUGGAAAUAGUAAUAGUAGCAGCAGCUUGACUUCUUCUUCGAGGUGGUAUGGCAUGCUAUCGGCUUCUAGUAUUAUUCAAGCGCCCAUUUCUUCUUUGUUAGAGUAUUCUGGUCUUUUAAGAACGACUCGUUCGAAUCAUCAAGAAAAUGAGUCUUUGAUUCCUGGUGGUCUUGGUGGAGGGGGACAUGGUUCUAGUAGACUUGAUGAUUCGUCGGCUUCAGUGGUGCCUAAUAAUGGAGAGGUUUCCAUUAGGAUAAUUGGGGCGGGAGAGCAUGAGAGGGACGGUUCUGGUGGAUUGGUUGUUGGACAAGUAGGUGGGGCACAAAAUGAGGUGUUGGGACAGCAGCAAAUGAUGGGUGCGGAUGCUCUUCAGGGUGAUUUGAGGAGUGAUCGUGGAGGAGGAGAUGCAGCUGAUGGCGCUGGUGGUCAGCAGAGUUCAAGUGUGAGUGGGGAUGGGGAGGCUGCAGAUGAGGCUGGGGGUAAUGGAAGGGAUUCAACUUACCAGAGAUAUGAUAUUCAGCAAGUUGCUAGGUGGAUUGAGCAAGUGCUUCCUUUUUCCUUGCUUCUAUUGGUUGUCUUCAUUCGCCAGCAUUUGCAAGGAAUUGCAGGUUUCUUUGUUACAAUUGGAAUUGCUGUUGUCAUGUUCAAGUCUAAUGAUAUUCUACGAAAACAAACAGCUCUGAAGGGAGAGAGAAAAAUCUCUGUGCUGGUUGGCAUCUCACUCGCAUUCAUGGUCCAUGUGGUUGCUGUUUACUGGUGGUAUCAAAAUGAUGAUCUUCUGUACCCAUUAAUCAUGCUUCCUCCCAAGUCUAUUCCUCCUUUCUGGCAUGCCAUUUUCAUCAUCAUGGUGAAUGAUACUUUGGUCCGACAGGCAGCAAUGGCAUUCAAAUGUGUUCUGUUAAUUUAUUACAAGAACAGUAGAGGCCGAAAUUACCGCAGGCAGGGUCAAAUGCUUACUUUGGUUGAGUAUCUGAUUCUGCUGUACCGUGCCUUGUUGCCUGCACCAGUCUGGUACCGUUUCUUUUUAAACAAAGAAUAUGGGAGCCUCUUUUCAUCACUAAUGACUGGGUUGUAUCUAACUUUCAAGCUCACUUCUUUUGUUGAGAAGGUGCAAUCCUUCUUUUCUGCUUUGAAGGCGCUAUCACGUAAAGAGGUGCACUAUGGGGCACAUGCAACAUCAGAGCAGGUCAAUGCAGCAGGAGAUCUGUGUGCCAUAUGCCAGGAAAAGAUGCAUGCUCCUAUACUACUUCGAUGCAAACACAUCUUUUGUGAGGAUUGUGUAUCAGAAUGGUUUGAGAGGGAAAGGACAUGCCCCUUGUGCAGGGCUUUGGUCAAACCUGCAGAUCUCAGAUCAUUUGGUGAUGGUUCAACUAGUUUAUUAUUCCAGAUAUUCUAAAAGCAUCUACUGUAGAAACCAGGAGUUUUGCUGCUUGGGAGCUCUACACACAUACCCAAAGCUGCCUUUUUCUGAUCAUCAUCUCACCUAUACACGUAUACGUGGCUGUUUUUGGCUCUGGCUUGUUCAUUAGUUAGUUAACCAAGAAAAAUCAAACCAAAGAAAGUAGGUGGAACUUGAAUUGGCUGUCCAUUCGACUGUGUGUCGUGAAAGGAUGAGUGUAUCAAAUGGCCUUGAAGACCCAGUUCCUCAAAUGACUAACAAUAUAUGUAUCAUCCUCAUUUGCCUUGAAUGGAAAUUUUCUUUCAUUUUUUUGUCAUAAAACUGUACAUGCUUCUAUUCUCAAGGAAUGAAUGAGUGCCUUUGCAA